Molecule: messenger RNA, 957 nt
Organism: Lepus europaeus (European hare)
Lineage: Eukaryota; Metazoa; Chordata; Mammalia; Lagomorpha; Leporidae
Gene: HOXD1
Product: homeobox D1
Exons: 2
Coding region: 1-957 (318 amino acids)
Biological process (GO): regulation of transcription by RNA polymerase II
Cellular component (GO): nucleus
Molecular function (GO): RNA polymerase II cis-regulatory region sequence-specific DNA binding; DNA-binding transcription factor activity, RNA polymerase II-specific
Source: RefSeq, a predicted model, not a curated record
AUGAGCUCCUACCUGGAGUACGUGUCGCGCGGCGGUGGCGGCGACGUGCUCAGCUUCGUACCCAAGUUCUGCCGCGCCGACGCCCGACCCGUGACCCUGCAGCCCGCUUUCCCUCUGGGCAGCAGCGACGGCGCCUUCGUCAGCUGCCGGCCCCUGGCCACCUCCCUCCCCGCGCCCUCGCCCCCCACCGACCCUGCGCAGCCACCAGCGCCGUCUCCGGCCCGGUACCCGCCGUGCACCCUGGAGCGUGCCUACGAGCCGGGCGCCGCACCUGCUGCUGCGGCGGCGGCGGCGGGGGGCGCGGACUACGGCUUCCUGGGAUCCGGGCCGGCCUACGACUUCCCAGCCGCGCUCGGGCGGCCCACCGACGACGGCGGGGCGCACGUCCACUACGCCACCUCGGCCGUGUUCUCGGGCGGCAGCUCCUUCCUCCUUAGCGGGCAAGUGGAUUACGCGGCCUUCGGCGAACCCGGCCCCUUCCCAGCGUGUCUCAAAGAGCCAGGGGACGGUCACCCCGGGGCUUUCCAGACCGCGUCCCCGGCCCCUGGCGCCUACCCCAAGUCUGUCUCCCCCGCCUCCGGCCUCCCCGCCGCCUUCAGCACUUUCGAGUGGAUGAAAGUGAAAAGAAACGCCCCAAAGAAAAGUAAACUCGCGGAGUACGGAGCCGCAAGCCCCUCCAGCACCAUCCGCACGAAUUUCAGCACCAAGCAACUGACAGAACUGGAGAAAGAGUUUCAUUUCAAUAAGUACUUGACUCGAGCCCGGCGCAUUGAGAUAGCCAACUGCUUGCAGCUGAAUGAUACCCAAGUCAAAAUCUGGUUCCAGAACCGCAGGAUGAAACAGAAGAAAAGGGAGCGGGAGGGGCUCCUGGCCACAGCCACCCCGGUGGCCCCUCUCCAGCUUCCUGUCUCCGGGAAGAACCCCGGGAGCCCUUCUGGGGCCCAGGAGCCUUCCUGA